GGAAACCAUCUAUGGAAAUCGAGUUUUUUUCACGAUGUCCGACCCAAACUACUGUCCGCGGUGCGGUUACUAUCUGAGAGAGAGGCAGAAUCGGCGAGUGGCUAGACAACGACGGCAACAGCAGCAGCAGUACCCAGAGCAGCAGGAUCCAAGGCAGCAGCUGCAGCAGCUCCGACAGCAGCUGCAACAGCUCCAGCAGCAGCUCCAGGAGCAGCAGCCGCAAGCAGAGCAGCCGCAGGCAGAGCAGCAGCAAGAUCCUCCGGCCUGAUAGAAUGAUUAAGAUAUGAAUAAACAAUAAAUUUUUUGACCUGCUCUUACCACCACCCCCUAAUUGGGGGUACGGUGAGAGCGGACGAAGCGAAAAACCAUAAUGUCGUUCAGGAAAUGAAU
Messenger RNA from Topomyia yanbarensis, 390 nucleotides. RefSeq lists its product as uncharacterized. Lineage: Eukaryota; Metazoa; Arthropoda; Insecta; Diptera; Culicidae. The record is from RefSeq and is a predicted model, not a curated record. The transcript is spliced from 2 exons. Bases 35 to 268 code for a protein of 77 amino acids.